AUGACAGAAACCAAUAAAAAUGUUGAUGCUUUAGAAAAAAUCAAUCAAAUGUCAAGUGCUGACUAUUAUUUUGAUUCAUAUUCACAUUUUGGUAUUCACGAAGAAAUGUUAAAAGAUGAAGUUAGAACAUUAGCAUAUAGAAGAGCAAUUAUUAAUAAUAGAAAAUUAUUUGAAGGUAAAGUUGUACUUGAUGUUGGUUGUGGUACAGGUAUUUUAUGUAUGUUUGCAGCUCAAGCAGGUGCAAAGAUGGUAAUUGGUGUUGACAAUUCAGAGAUGUUACCAAUUGCUCAAAAGAUUAUUACAGCCAAUAAUUUCGAUAAAACCAUCACUUUAAUUAAAGGUAAAAUGGAAGAAGUCGUAUUACCAGUUGAUAAAGUCGAUAUCAUCAUCAGUGAAUGGAUGGGUUAUUUCAUGUUAUACGAAGGUAUGUUAGAUACUGUACUCUACGCUCGUGAUAAAUAUUUAGUACCAGGUGGUGUAAUUCUUCCAGAUAAAGCAAGUUUAUAUAUCACUGCUAUUGAAGAUCAAGAUUAUAAAGAAGAAAAAAUUAAUUAUUGGAAUAACGUUUAUGGUUUUGAUAUGAGUUGUAUUAGAGAAAUUGCACUCAAAGAACCAUUAGUUGAUGUUGUUCAACCAAAUAUGAUUGUUACAAAUGAUUGUUGUAUUUUGACUGUUGAUAUUAUGACAAUUACAAAAGAUGAAUUAAAAUUCAGAUCAGAUUUCAAAUUAAAAGCAUUAAGAGACGAUUUAAUUCAUGCAUUUGUUGUAUAUUUUGAUAUUGAGUUUUCAAAAGGCGAUAAACCAGUUUGUUUCUCAACUGGACCAAAAGCAAAAUAUACUCAUUGGAAACAAUCAAUCAUGUAUUUUGAAGAUCAUAUUAAAAUUCAACAAGGUGAAAUCAUUACUGGUACUAUGGAUUGUGCUCCAUUUGAUAAAAAUCAAAGAGAUCUUAAAAUUAAAUUAGAUUUUAACUUUGCUGGUGAAUUAAUGAAAAGUUCUUCUUCUUUAGAAUACCAUAUGAGAUAA
Dictyostelium discoideum AX4 is the source of this 1026-nucleotide messenger RNA. It is a transcript of the gene prmt1, whose product is annotated as protein arginine methyltransferase. NCBI's taxonomy places the organism in Eukaryota, Evosea, Eumycetozoa, Dictyosteliales, Dictyosteliaceae. The transcript is spliced from 4 exons. The coding region runs from base 1 to 1026 and encodes 341 amino acids. Gene Ontology annotation, molecular function: protein-arginine N-methyltransferase activity; protein-arginine omega-N asymmetric methyltransferase activity; protein-arginine omega-N monomethyltransferase activity. Gene Ontology annotation, cellular component: cytosol; nucleus. The record is from RefSeq and is a predicted model, not a curated record.